AUGGCGCCCCAGCUCUUCCCCGCGAAUCCUUCAGAGGUCAUGGUGAUCCGCAAUGUGACUUCCAAUGUCAUCACCUUAAGUUUGCCAUUUGCGCGUUUCGGUCGGCUCAAGUUUGGUGGACGUGGUACACUUGUUAAAAUGGAAACGGGUUCUGUCGCUGUCUUCUCUCCUGUUAAUCUGACCCCAGAAGUGCGCGAUACCAUCACCGGUCUCGGUGGCAAUGUCAAAUACAUUGCGGCUCUGGAUAUGGAGCAUCAUAUUCACUUGACUGCGUGGAAAGAGGCAUUCCCUGAUGCUGCAAUUAUCGCUCCCGAAGGGCUCUGGGAAAAGCGCCAGUCGAACCCCAAAACUAAGGACUCUGCACCUUUCGAACAUGUUUUCCGAAAGGAUGCCAAUGGACAGCAGAAGAUUUCAGAAGAAUUUGACGCGGAAUUUGAAACGGAAUAUGUGCAUGGCCACCCUUCGCGCGAACUUGUCUUCUACCAUCGCCCGUCCCGCACACUUAUCGAGGCGGAUCUUUUGUUCAACUUGCCUGCCAGAGAGCAGUAUUCUAGGACCCAAGAGAGCGCCACGUCGGGCAUUUUUACCAAGAUGGUCUCUCCAUUGAUGUCCGCUUCUUCACCUGCGACUUGGCAAAAGAGAUUUGCCUGGUAUAUCCUGUCUAGUGGAGAUCGGCAGGCAUUCACAGAGUCCAUUCGCAGAAUCGACAAGUGGGAUUUCAAUCGCCUGAUUCCUUGCCAUGGGGACGUGGUCGAGAGCGGCGCGAAGGGGGUUUUCCGCACCGUCAUGGAAUGGUUUCUUGCUGAUCGGAAGCAUGUGUAG
Aspergillus niger is the source of this 822-nucleotide messenger RNA. RefSeq lists its product as uncharacterized. Lineage: Eukaryota; Fungi; Ascomycota; Eurotiomycetes; Eurotiales; Aspergillaceae. The record is from RefSeq and is a predicted model, not a curated record. Bases 1 to 822 code for a protein of 273 amino acids. The transcript has 2 exons.